GCGCGCGCGCGCUCGCGCGAGAGAGACGAAUCGUAGUCGUGAGGCAUGUGAGUAAAUCCUGAAGUCCUGUACGUCGAGUCGCUCGCGCGCUUCGAAACGGCCGACGCAGAACCUUUUGGCGCGCGCGCUGACGCUGAGGAUGCGUCCGAACAACUUAGGAUUGAAGGCAAACGGAGCGUAAGGAGCGGCCAAGUCAAAAGUUUUAUAAGUCAGUCGGAGAGGAAGCGCCGCCUCGGGACCUCAAGACGGUGAAUAAUAAUAAUAAUAAUAAUAAUAAUAAUGUACUGAAGCGGGAGGGGAUUAAAGGCGAUGAAGCCGGUGACGCGGAGCGGGAGGAGGCGGCGGCCCUUCGCGCGCCUUUGCUGCGGCGGCUUCGGGCUGCUCGCGCUCGCGUGCCUCGCGCGCCUCCAACACCUGACAGUGACAGAAGCUUCAAGCUCAGACCCGGCUAAAGACGUCGGCUGCGACUGGACUGGACGCAAGCUGAUGCAAGACAGAAUCGAGAACCACACUCUAGAACCUCCUCGAGCAGCCAUCCAUGAGUUCCCUGAAGACGUCUUUACCAAGGAACAGAGGAAGAGAGGGGCCGUGCUGCUACAUGUGCUCUGUGCCAUUUAUAUGUUCUACGCUCUUGCUAUCGUCUGUGAUGACUACUUCGUUCCCUCCCUGGAGAAGAUCUCAGAGAACCUGCACCUGAGUGAGGAUGUAGCCGGGGCUACGUUCAUGGCUGCUGGAAGCUCCGCCCCUGAGCUCUUCACCUCUCUGAUUGGUGUAUUCAUCACUAAGGGGGACGUGGGAGUGGGAACGAUUGUCGGGUCAGCUGUUUUCAACAUCCUCGUCAUCAUCGGAGUGUGUGGCAUCUUCGCUGGUCAGACGGUGUCUCUUACCUGGUGGUCUCUGUUCCGAGACUCACUCUACUACAUCUUCUCAGUUCUGGCUUUGAUCUUGGUCAUCUAUGAUGAGAGGGUUGUGUGGUGGGAGUCCAUGCUCCUGAUCUCCAUGUACGGAGUUUACAUUCUUAUCAUGAAAUUUAACAGUCCGAUCGCGAGCUUCGUGGCGCACCAUUGCGGUGGUCCAGGCCGGUGCUGCCUGCGAGGAGAAAUCCCGCGAAAUGACGACACUGUGGAAGAUGGAGCCAACUGCAAUACCUCCAUGGUGCUUCUGAGAAAAGGUCAGUCUGGCACGGCACAGCAGGAGUCUCCAGUAGUGAUGGUGGAUGAGCUGCUGAUCCUCAGGCCUCACCAGCUCUCUUUUCCAGAGGCGGGUCUACGCAUCAUGAUCACGCCCCACUUCUCACCACGCACUCGUCUCAGCAUGGCUGGCCGUGUACUCAUCAGCGAAAGACAGAGGCUGAUAAGGGAAUCAGGGCAGAGGGGAAGCCCAGUGAAGACAUUUGGCUCGGGAGGGAUCGAAAACGGAGGGAGUGUGGAGAGACCUCUUCAGGAUGGAGAAAGGAUAGACAUAGAUGGAGCUGUAAAAGCAGAUAACCCUCAGCCCGAGGAAGAGGAGGACAGGGACGAAAUCUUCAGACCUCUCCAUGUGCCAGAUGGUUGUGCAGCCCGUGUUAAGUGGGUAGUAUCAUGGCCACUGGGUGUGCUGCUGUACUACACCGUGCCCAACUGCAUUCUGCCCCGCUGGCAUCGCUGGUUCAUGGUCACCUUCAUCACUUCCACACUUUGGAUCGCCAUCUUCUCCUACCUGAUGGUGUGGAUGGUCACCAUUAUCAGCUACACCCUGGACAUCCCGGAUUAUAUCAUGGGCAUAACGUUCUUGGCAGCGGGCACCAGUGUGCCAGAUUGCAUGGCUAGCCUGAUCGUAGCUCGCCAAGGUAUGGGAGACAUGGCGGUGUCUAACUCAAUAGGCAGUAAUAUAUUUGACAUCUUGCUGGGUUUGGGCUUCCCAUGGAUGCUCAGAACGCUGGUGGUUGAACAUGGAUCAUCGGUGUUCAUCAAUAAUAAAGGUCUGGUGUACUCGGUGAUCCUGCUACUAGCAUCUGUCUUCCUCACUGUGCUGAGUGUUCACCUGAACGGUUGGAAGCUAGACCGGCGUUUGGGUUUGGGCCUCAUGCUGCUUUACUCAAUCUUCCUCCUCUGCUCCAUCCUCUUUGGGCAGCUUUAAAAAAAAAAAAUCUUGUACAUCCCGACUUCCAUCCAAGUCCACCAGUCAAACCAGUUUAGUUCUCGUUUUGAGUUUGAUUCAUUCACACUGGACAUGGUGUUAACCUGAGCUGAAUCUCAGGCCAAGCAGAGACAGUGGAGGAGCCUGAAGAGGGACAGAUGGACUAAUAGUUCAGAGUGAAAGAGUCUGAAGCCGCCUCUGUCCGGACAACGAAUGCAGUUACACUGUACAUGGACAGCUUUGUUUUUCAGUUCACACACUGAAUCAUUUCAAAAAGGAGUUCCACUUCAUGCGUAAAAGCACCGCUGCCAACUCCUGAGUAGAUAAAACAGCAGUAAAGGCGAUCAUACAUCGAGACAUCUAGUUUAGAGUUGUAGCAUUGCUCCUAAAACGGCCAUCUUGUUCUUUGUGACUGUGCAUUUAGGAAUGUGUCAGUAUCAGUCUGGAUGAACAAUCACCUCAAUCACGACACAUUUAUAUUCAGUUUUUAAUCAUUCACAAGAUGCUUUUAUCCAAAGUGGAAUACAAGUGAGAAAAUCCAAGCACAACUGAGCAGUCGAGGGAUCUGAACUCGCAACGUUAUAGGACACGACUUUAACCACGGAUACGAAACUAGUGGUAUGAGACCUGAAAACAUAUUGAGGAGCCGGUAGCACCAGCUGAUCGUAUGCCACAGUAUAAAACAAAAAAACGAGCCCAGUUCAGAAUUUAUCCAAAAGACAGACACUGAGGAUGUCGGAGCUCACAGUGCGUAACGUCAUCAUAGAUCAAAAUGUUGGAAAUGAUGCAUUUCCCAAUAACCAGCCAAUCAGAAACCUUAUUCAACGUUACCAGGAAACACUACAUCUACAGUCAAGAAGCAAGGAAGGGGUCCAUAUCCAUCGAUAUCGGUUUGACGCCGUGAUCAUUUACACGCUCCGAAUCCAACAUCUUGUACCACGCAAUGCUACGUACUGUAACGUCAGCCUAGUGCGCGUUCUCUCAGUAAUAAACAGCGAUCUGGAGGUUUUUCACAGAUUAACGUUAAUAAAUCAAAGCAAACUGGACGACCCACAGGAUCUUCAUACAAUACAAGCAGCCCGAUUAAACAUCAACAUAAAACUCGAGGAACACGAGGAGAUCGUUACUCGCCGCGAACACGAACUAGACGAGAGAAAUGACUAGACAAUGUUAGAUGAGUGAAAAUGCCAAGCUCUUUCCCAGUAUGUUGUUCUUGACAAAUUAGUCACUGGCAAACAGUUAAUCCUGCUUUAGUGGAAGAAAAGUGGAGUCAAUUCUACCAAUUCACUUUUAAAAAAAAAAAAAAAAAGUGGAACAAAAUCCACAACCAAACUCAAGCCAAGGGAACUAAUGUAGCUUGCUAAUUCAUCACAACUUCACUCGCUAAUGUUAUAAACAAGAGUCAUCGGAGAUGACAGAUCCCCCCCGGCCCCCACAUGAAACCCCACUCCAAAUUUUACGAAGUUGAACUGGUUGUCAUGGAAAUACGGAAAAAAUACAAAUCUCAGAAAUCCCAAGAUGUCAAAAGGCACAACUCCGACUGAGGUUUCGUGAAAAAAUUCCUAAUAGUUUUUGAGUUAUGCUCCAGAAACUAAAAAUGUUUACAGAUGGACAGACGAACAGAGCGAUAGCGAAAUCCCCUGCAUUAUAUACCGAGGAGAUAAUAACAAACAUAAUAGCCUGGGGAAACAUCUAUUUCAUCUCAUCUCAUUAUCUCUAGCCGCUUUAUCCUUCUACAGGGUCGCAGGCAAGCUGGAGCCCGUCCCAGCUGACUACGGGCGAAAGGCGGGGUACACCCUGGACAAGUCGCCAGGUCAUCACAGGGCUGACACAUAGACA
This is a messenger RNA of Neoarius graeffei (lesser salmon catfish), 3957 nucleotides long. RefSeq names its product sodium/potassium/calcium exchanger 3. Bases 310 to 2118 code for a protein of 602 amino acids. Gene Ontology annotation, molecular function: calcium, potassium:sodium antiporter activity; calcium channel activity. The transcript has 17 exons. Gene Ontology annotation, biological process: calcium ion transmembrane transport; intracellular calcium ion homeostasis. Lineage: Eukaryota; Metazoa; Chordata; Actinopteri; Siluriformes; Ariidae. The record is from RefSeq and is a predicted model, not a curated record. Gene Ontology annotation, cellular component: membrane.